UCCACUUUUGGAAUUCGUUUUCCUGCUGUAAACGGUUCUGAAGUUUUGAACAAGGAUUCUGUUUUCGUCAAUCAUGUGGACAACUGCGAAACUUCUCUGUGCCGUGUUGGCCGUGACGUUCCUCAGAGUUGGAGGAGUGGGACCAUUUGACCGUCGCCAAGACCCAAGAUACAGUCCUGCUCCUGUCGAACCUGGUUUAGUCGAAGGUGAUUUCAAGCUGACGUCACAGCAGGAGGUGAAUUUGAAGAUGUACAGAAACGUUUAUGGUCCCCAAUCGCGGUCGGCAUCCGGACGAGAAAGCGAACGGUGGCCUGGUGCGAUUAUUCCUUACGUCUUUGAUUGCAGUGUAGCCAACCAACCAAACGCUAUUGAAUCAACAAAGAAAGCAAUGGCUAUUUGGGAGAAAAAUACUUGUAUUCGUUUUGUUGAAAGGACGAAUGAGAAAAAUUACCUGGAAUUUUUCAGAUCUGCGGGGUGUUGGGCAAGCUUCAUUGGCUAUCAAAACAGAAAGACGCAGAUCUCAAUUGGCGAAGGUUGUGAUUAUGAACACGUGAUGGUGCACGAACUUGGUCACGUGAUCGGGUUCUGGCACGAGCAAAGCCGCCCCGACAGAGACGACUACAUUCGCAUCGUCUGGGAGAACGUCAUCGACUCGAUGAAAUACAACUUUGAUAAAGUGGUUGACGGAGCUGUCGACAGCGUCGGGGAACCGUAUGAUUACGCCAGUAUAAUGCACUAUCCCUUUAAUGCCUUCUCUAAAGAUUGGAACAAAGACACCAUCAUUCCCUUGAGACCGUUAAACGGAAAGGAACCUUACAUUGAAUUGACAAAAUCUGAUGCAAGACAGGCGAAUAUUAUGUAUAAAUGCUCAGCGGUUUUGAAAAAGAGAAGCGAAGAUUUACGAAGAUCUGCAGUCAUUCCAAGCAUGAAUAACGAGGACUCUUGUGAGGACGACGAAAUUUAUUGUCCUUUGUGGGCAAAAGACGGCGGUUGUGUGGAGGCAGCCAAUCCUCUGCUUUUGGUAUGCAGGAAGAGUUGUGGCAACUGUGGACCUUGUGUUGAUCAGCAUCCAACUUGCAAACUUUGGGCAGAUGACGGUCAUUGCGAUAAAAAUCCGUCAUAUAUGUGGUCAAACUGCAAAGUUAGCUGUCAUAUAUGUACACCAGAUCCUUCAACGCCAUCCCCACCAACCCGACCCCCGCGUCCCACCCCCGGGAAGACGACAAGACCAACAGAGCCAACGAACCCCACAGAUCCCAUCACCAGGCCAACAUCCACGGUUAACCCCCCGGUCAGACCCAAAUACAGAGGUAUCAGAUGUACAGACAAGGAUACAAGAUGCCCUGGCUGGGCUGCGAAUGGACGAUGCAAAACGGAUGCUUGGGUACACAAAAACUGCCUGCUCAGUUGUAAAAGAACCGAUCUCUGUGACGCAGAGCAACCACGACCCUCGGGCUCGUGUUCCCAGCCAUUCGGUCUCGGUUGGGACAGGACAAUUCCGGACGGCGCAUUCCGAGCUUCCUCGUCGUUCUAUCCAGGUGGUCCUUGGGGAGCGACUGCUAACAACGCCAGACUCUACAUGAGAGAUGAUCACGAUAAAAAACGGAUUGGUGCGUGGUGUGCUGCCUACGGUCAAACCCGUAACCAAUGGCUGCAAAUUGAUCUUGGUGAAUUAAGAUACGUAUCUGCUGUUGCUACACAAGGACGAGAUCGAUAUUUUGAACACGUUGAGACAUACGAGUUAUCCUUCAGCGAAGAUGGUUCGAGUUUCCAAAAGUAUCGAGAAAAUGGAUCAGUGAAGUUGUUCACUGGCAAUUGUGAUCACGUGACACCGGUGAUCAACAAGUUGGCAGAACCGGUUCUCGCCCGGUUUGUCAAGUUUCACCCAAGGAAGUUUUACGCAGGGUUGUGCAUCAGAGCUGAGAUUUUUGGCUGUAAUGCCUAGGAGAUUCAUUGAAUAAAAAUUGUUUCAAA
This is a messenger RNA of Dendronephthya gigantea, 1974 nucleotides long. Its product is annotated as zinc metalloproteinase nas-14-like. The transcript is spliced from 14 exons. Gene Ontology annotation, biological process: proteolysis. The record is from RefSeq and is a predicted model, not a curated record. Lineage: Eukaryota; Metazoa; Cnidaria; Anthozoa; Malacalcyonacea; Nephtheidae. Gene Ontology annotation, molecular function: zinc ion binding; metalloendopeptidase activity. The coding region runs from base 74 to 1945 and encodes 623 amino acids.